This is a messenger RNA of Paralichthys olivaceus (Japanese flounder), 766 nucleotides long. The record is from RefSeq and is a predicted model, not a curated record. NCBI's taxonomy places the organism in Eukaryota, Metazoa, Chordata, Actinopteri, Pleuronectiformes, Paralichthyidae.
GCCUGCGGCUCGCGGAGCAGCUGGCUCGGCGUGAGGACGAGGCGAAGAUCCGCCACCGUCUCGGGCUCUCUCUGUGGGCCAGUGGGAAUCUGGAGGAAGCCCAACAUCAGCUCUACCGGGCAUCUGCACUGUUUGAAACAAUCCGCCAUGAAGCCCAGCACAGCACAGACUACAAACUCUCCCUGUUUGACCUACAAACUUCCUGCUACCAGGCACUCCAAAGGGUCCUCGUCAGCCUAGGUCACCACGAUGAGGCCCUGGCAGUGGCAGAGAGGGGUCGUACACGAGCCUUUGCGGACCUUUUGGUGGAGAGGCAGACCGGCCAGCAGGACUCAGACCCCUACACCCCAGUAACAGUGGACAACAUCCUGGACAACGUCAACAGCCAGAGGGCCUUGGUGCUUUAUUUCUCCAUGGCUGCUGGUUACUUGUACAGCUGGCUGCUGGCUCCAGGAGCAGGUAUCCUGAAGUUUCAUGAGGUGUACUUGGGCGAGGGUUUAUCAGACGGAGGGUCAGACUUCCAGGAGGGUGGCGGCAGUGGAGUGGUCAGUGGCUCAUCGUUGGAGCAGCAAAUUGCCAGUGCCCGGGAGGCCCUUGGAGUCGAGUCUUAUUACAGCCGAGGGUGUUCGAGCAGCGAAACGGAGAGCGAGGCUGGGGAUUUGUUGGACCAACAAUUUGAGGAGCUCAACAACAAGCUUAACUCAGUCACCGAUCCAACAGGCUUCCUGCGCAUGGUGUCCAGAAACAACCUGUUCAACAGGUACGA